Messenger RNA from Papilio polytes (common Mormon), 1035 nucleotides. Its product is annotated as poly [ADP-ribose] polymerase-like. Gene Ontology annotation, molecular function: zinc ion binding. The transcript is spliced from 2 exons. NCBI's taxonomy places the organism in Eukaryota, Metazoa, Arthropoda, Insecta, Lepidoptera, Papilionidae. Bases 1 to 1035 code for a protein of 344 amino acids. The record is from RefSeq and is a predicted model, not a curated record.
AUGUUUUUCGCUACGGGUAAAGACAUACCAGGUUUUGAAAAUCUUAGAUCAGAUGAUCAAGCAAUGAUAAUGGAAAAAAUUUCAAUUGUAGAUGACGACUUUAUUGUUAAAAAAAUAAAAACACAUUCCAACAAUGGUGACGACACUGUGGUUAAUGAAGAAUUACAAGAUAAAUUGACAGUACAGAGUAAAGCAUUUGAUGCAUACAGAAACGAUUUGAAAGAUUUAACAAAAAAUGAAAUACAAGCAUUAUUAAAAGAAAACGAUCUUGAUUUGCCUUCAAGUCGGGAAGUAUGCAUAGAUAAUUUGGCAGAUUGCAUGGCUUUUGGAGUACCACAGAAAUGCCCCGAAUGUAAAAUAGGUCAAAUAAUACUCGAUGAUUUUAAUUAUAGGUGUACUGGAGAUGUAACUCCAUGGACACAAUGCCAUUAUACCACUAAAGAACCUGAUAAAGACCUUUUCAAGGUACCCGAAUCCUUAAGAAAUCAUGAUAUAUUUAAAAAUUACAAAAGUAAUAUUAUUCAACGUAUAUUUUCGAUUAAACCAUCACAAGCCACUGAUGUUGACUUACCGGAUUCUGCUAAUCCUUACAGAGGAAUAUCUUAUCCAUUAAAGAAUAUUCAAUUCUUUUUGUACGGUAAACUUAAAACUCCUAAGGAAGAUCUCAAGCGUAAUAUUUUGAAAUUAGGUGGUCUUGUCGUAAGCAAACUUACAGAUACAACUGCUGCUGUAGUUACUACAAAAGAAGAAUUAGAUAAAAAUUCUACUAUGAUACAAGCAAUUCAAAAUAAAGAUAUAGAAGUAAUCGAUGAAACUUACUUUGACCUUAUUAAUACUGAAAAUGGAACAGUUUUAGAUUCUCUAAGACUUAUUGAGGAACAAAAUAUAGCUAGUUGGGGAUCGGAUCUCUUCAAAAGAAUACCCAAAAAUGUUUUGGAUGGUAAAGUUGAACCUAAAUCAGGAAACAUGUAUCAAAGUUCAUCAAAACAUAUAGAGAAGAAUUCAGUAAAAAGGCCAGAUCAUACGUUCCAGUAG